Onthophagus taurus is the source of this 630-nucleotide messenger RNA. It is a transcript of the gene mRpL18, whose product is annotated as mitochondrial ribosomal protein L18. Gene Ontology annotation, molecular function: structural constituent of ribosome; 5S rRNA binding. Gene Ontology annotation, cellular component: mitochondrion; ribosome. The record is from RefSeq and is a predicted model, not a curated record. Lineage: Eukaryota; Metazoa; Arthropoda; Insecta; Coleoptera; Scarabaeidae. Gene Ontology annotation, biological process: translation.
ACCCCACUUUUUUAAUCAACAUAACCUCACUUUCCAAAUCAAACGCGAUUAAAAGAUGGCAUUUUCGAGCAAUUUUCACCGAUUUUUCCCACAAUUACAGCGAAUUAAACAUUAUUCAACUUCAAUUCAACAAAUUUCACCAAUUUUAACGAACCGGAACCCGAGGAAUUUAGAAAAACUUCGAAUCGGUUAUAAACCGGAUGGAUAUCAUGUCGAUAAAAAGGGGCGAAAUUUCUGGCACAAAUUGGAAAUUUCGGUUAAUCGGAGGCAUAUAACAGCAACGAUAUCUCAUUUCACAAACGGAGUCGUUUUAAAAGCCACCACUAAAGAAUGGGCUUUACAAAAACAGCUUUAUGGCCUCACAGAUUACUCAGCUUACGUUAAUUUAGCUCGAGUUUUAGCUCAACGAUGCUUGGAGUGUGGAAUAAUCGAGUUUUAUUGCGAUUACGAGCCGAGGGAUAAUCAGGAGAAAUUAGCGGGGUUUUUAAAGACUUUGAGUGAUAACGGGGUUGUUUUAAAAGAGCCGGAUCAAUAUAAACCCAGUAAACCAUGGGAUCAACACCGACCAGAAAAACCUUGGGAAAUCAACGAAUAAAAAAAUUAGUUUGAAAUAAAUUUUAUUAUAAAUAA